Diuraphis noxia (Russian wheat aphid) is the source of this 2063-nucleotide messenger RNA. RefSeq names its product ALG6/ALG8 family glucosyltransferase xit (gene xit). Gene Ontology annotation, biological process: dolichol-linked oligosaccharide biosynthetic process; protein N-linked glycosylation. Gene Ontology annotation, molecular function: dolichyl pyrophosphate Glc1Man9GlcNAc2 alpha-1,3-glucosyltransferase activity. Gene Ontology annotation, cellular component: endoplasmic reticulum membrane. The record is from RefSeq and is a predicted model, not a curated record. Lineage: Eukaryota; Metazoa; Arthropoda; Insecta; Hemiptera; Aphididae.
ACACUGAUAACAGUUAACUUUUUUUUCAUACACAUCGUUAUACCGGUAAUGUAUGGACUUGCCGACUACGUCUAAAUAAUGACGUUUCGUGGCCAAGUACUCAAUAYAUAAAUACAUUACCUAUAUACAUCAAAUCAUAAUAAUUCACAAUAAGACGUUAUUAUGGGAGAUCGUAAUAAUACCAUCGUCGUGGAUCUGAAAUUCUGAAAUGGUUACACGCCGUCGCUUUUGAAGACGUUUUCUAACCACGUUUGGGCACGUUACACUUAUUAUUAUUGUUGAAAUUGAAUACAACAAGUCCGACGAAACGAUUUGAAUUUCACGCCGGCCAKGGAUUUUUCAACAAUGCUUUGACCAAAACUUGUUGAAUUGAAAAUGACGAGUUCCCUACACGUUGUCAUAACGUGCGUGAAGUUGCUCCUGUUGCCGUCCUAUUUUUCGACCGAUUUCGAGGUGCAUCGCAACUGGCUUGCCACGACGUACAGUCUACCUGUAUCCCAGUGGUAUUCGGCUAAUCAUUCGGAAUGGACCAUCGACUAUCCGCCACUUUUUGCGUGGUUUGAAUACUUCUUGGCUCAAAUUGCUGCCUUUGUCGAUAUUGACAUGUUGUCAAUACACAAUCAUAAUUACUCGUCAAAUGCUACCGUAUUCUUUCAGCGACUUAGUGUCAUCAUUACUGAUUUUGUGUUUUAUUAUGGAUCUCGAAAAUGUGCUCAGUCAAUUGCAUUACUUAUAAAACCAYCAAAAGCUAAAAAGAAAAAACAUAUGGAUGAAAGUAAAAUUUCUGUUUUUGUCAUUGAACUUUUGUUAAUAGCGAAUGUGACAUUAUUGCUUAUUGACCAAAUACACUUUCAGUACAAUGGCUUUCUUUUCGGUAUCCUACUUGUAUCAAUAUCACACAUUUUAAAGGGUGAAAAUUAUCGAGGUGCAUUUUGGUUUACGAUCYUGUUGAAUUUCAAGCAUAUUUAUUUAUAUUUGGCUCCAGCAUAUUUUGUAUAUUUCUUAAAACAUUUUUGUUUCAGAAAAAAUUUACAAUUUGCAAUGAAAAGACUCUUAAAAUUAGGUUUGAUUGUUAUCAGUAUAUUUAGUUUGUCAUUUGGACCUUUUGUGUUUAAUGGUCAAAUUGUACAGGUUUUUAAACAGCUUUUUCCAUUCAAACGAGGYUUAUCUCAUGCCUAUUGGGCACCAAACUUUUGGGCCUUGUAUAAUUCAGCUGAUAUUGGUGCUAAAAUGUCAUAUAGAGACAAUGAUUUAAUAAAAAAUAAUAAUUCAGCAUCAAUGACGAGAGGCUUAGUUCAAGAAUUUGAACACACUGUUCUGCCAUCAAUUACUCCUCAGAUUACUUUUAUUUUAACAAUAAUCUUUAUGUUGCCAUGUUUAUAUAAACUUUGGAAAUCGGAUAGAAAUCCUAUUGAUUUUGUUCGAUGCCUUGUAUUAUGUGGUUUGACUUCAUUUAUGUUUGGUUGGCAUGUUCAUGAGAAAGCAUUGUUGUUAGCAGUUAUACCAUUAACAUUAUUAGUAUUUACCUCUACAAAAGACUGUUCCGUGUUUACAAUGUUAUCAACUAUCUCUACAUUUUCUGUUUUUCCAUUGUUGUUUAAGCCAUUUGAAUUUAUUACUAAAUCACUAUUACUUUUAGUUAAUGUUUCGUUUUUAUAUAAUACUGGUAAAUUUAAAUYGUUGAAUGUUAUAGAAAAAUUGUAUUUAAUAAGUCUAGGGCCUUUGUUGUUGUUGACUGAGGUCGGAUGGAUGGUUUUAAGGUUUGAUCAAAGAUAUCCAUUUCUACCAUUAAUGCUCACUUCAUUCCAUAAYAGUAUAGGUGUUUUUUAUUGUUGGAUAAAAUACUACAUAUAUUACAUUAGCCAAUAAAUUAUAUAAUUUUAUGAAUUUACUUAUUAUACAACUGCGAAGAAGGAGGGCAUUUUAAAGUUCAGGAUUUAUUAAUACUUGCUUAAAUUUUUUUAUUUAUGUACAAAUCUAUUGUAUUUAUGAUUAUUAUACCUUGUGGUUAUCUGCCUAGUGCAAAAUAUAUUUAUACAUACUUGUUGUUGAACUAUUGCACA